Messenger RNA from Charadrius vociferus (killdeer), 1470 nucleotides. It is a transcript of the gene MTFR1, whose product is annotated as mitochondrial fission regulator 1. Bases 68 to 1063 code for a protein of 331 amino acids. The transcript is spliced from 7 exons. The record is from RefSeq and is a predicted model, not a curated record. Gene Ontology annotation, cellular component: mitochondrion. Gene Ontology annotation, biological process: aerobic respiration; mitochondrial fission. NCBI's taxonomy places the organism in Eukaryota, Metazoa, Chordata, Aves, Charadriiformes, Charadriidae.
GAACCUCCGCGGCCCUGUAGGUUUGGAAGGCUUAAAUCCAAGUUUGGAAAGGCGUUCUCCAUUCCAGAUGAUUUGCUGGCUUAAGCGCUUAAUUAGGAUGGCUUUUGAACAAGUUGGACUAAACAUGGAAUCAGUGCUUUGGUCAAGCAAGCCUUAUGGUUCAUCUCGAAGUAUUGUAAGAAAAAUUGGUACUAACCUCUCUCUUAUACAGUGUCCAAGAGUUCAGUUUCAGCUUACUUCUCAUGCCAUAGAAGGAAAUCAUCCUCAUCAACUUAGAGAAGAUGCAGUGGCUUCCUUUGCAGAUGUGGGGUGGGUUGCUCAAGAAGAAGGUGAAGUCUCUACAAGGCUCAGGUCAGAAGUUUGGUCAAAACCAGCCCAGCCUCUUUCAGGUGAUCUACAUCAUUCUGGAAAGUCCCCAUGCAGACAGAUGUCCUUACAAAACCCAUUGGAAGAAGAACCAGUGUCCAGGAACACAGCGAUCGCAAAUGAAGAAGCUCUGCAGAAGAUCAGUGCUCUAGAAAAUGAACUAGCUACUUUAAGAGCACAAAUAGCCAAAAUUGUAAUCUUGCAAGAACAACAGAACUUGACAGCAGGUAUUAAAUUUGCUGUACUCUUAGCAAAAACUCCACCACCACCACCUCCUCCUCCGCCACCACUCCCUCCCCCAGGUCUACCAGCGAGUAUGUCUGCAAUUGAGCUCAUUAAAGAAAGGAAAAACAAAAAAACGAACUCUGGACAGAAUCUGACAGAAAAUGGGCCAAAGAAGUCUGAAAUACCAAACAUGCUAGAAAUCCUCAAAGACAUGAACAGUGUGAAACUACGCUCAGUGAAAAGAUCAUCAGAAGGUACAAAAUCUAAAGCGGCUGACCCUACAGAUCCAGCAGCAUUAAUAGCAGAAGCACUCAAGAAGAAAUUUGCUUAUCGAUACCGAAGCGACAGCCAAAGUGAAACAGAAAAAGUGAUUCCAAAGACUGAAACAAAGACAAAGACUGAGGUAGUGCUGUUUGGACCGCACAUGCUGAAGUCUACAGGAAAAAUGAAGACUUUAAUUGAAAAAUCUUAACGUAUUAAGAUCACUACACGAAAGACUGUUGAGCUGUUUUGUUUGAAAUCUUCUAUGUUGCAAAUACCACUAGUACUGAGUGGUCUCUUAACAACACGGGGAAAAAACCUAAUGUGAAACGUAGAACUGAGGCACUAAACAUGUUUGUAUGUGAUUUAUCAAGGGGAAUAAAUUUUACCAUUAUACUCAGGUAUUAAUUUUGUAUUCAAACCUGGCUUUCUACUCAGACUUAUGUGGUGGUUUUAGUUUAUUAACACUAAGUUAUAUUUACAACAUUCUUUGUGCAUAACUGACCACCUUAAAAAUUUGUGUACCUGUUAAUAACGAUAGCGAUACACCCUUAAGUUAAUAUCAGUUAUCGGAGCUCUAACUGUAACUUGCACUACAAUGUUUAAUUUGAUACUGAA